UUGGGGAUUGACACGGCUCUGGGGGGAGAGAAUGGGACAGUGGGAUUAGUUUGGGGAUUGACAUGCGGGGAGAAGGCGAAUGACCCGGCACAGUCUGACAGGCGGUAGCACUGACCAAUAGUGGGGUAAAUUUCCAGGUGGGGCAGUAGCCGACCAGUAGGCAUUCCAGGGGUGGCCGGGAGCCACUCGCCUCAGCCAAUGGGGAGCUGGUCCGACUGUAUAAAGCCGGCGAGUUCACCGGCUCCGGUAACCAUCGAAUCUGAAUCCCUGAUCACUUCCAACCGACCAGCAGCGGAAAACAAUGCGGGAGAUCGUGCAUAUUCAGGCCGGUCAAUGCGGCAACCAGAUCGGAGCCAAGUUCUGGGAAGUCAUCAGCGAUGAGCACGGCGUUGACUGCACGGGGACAUACAGAGGUGACAGCGACCUGCAGCUGGAACGGAUCAAUGUUUAUUACAAUGAAGCCACAGGUGGCAAGUACGUACCCAGGGCCAUACUGGUGGAUCUGGAGCCGGGCACGAUGGACUCCGUACGGUCCGGACCCUUCGGGCAGAUCUUUCGACCUGACAACUUUGUUUUUAGCCAGAGUGGAGCAGGAAACAACUGGGCCAAGGGCCACUACACAGAGGGAGCUGAGCUGAUGGACUCCAUCAUGGACGUGUUAAGGAAGGAAGUGGAGAGUUGUGACUGCCUCCAGGGAUUCCAGCUCACCCACUCGUUGGGCGGGGGCACUGGUUCAGGCAUGGGCACCCUCCUCAUCAGCAAGAUCCGUGAGGAGUACCCCGACCGCAUCAUGAACACCUUCAGCGUCGUGCCCUCACCCAAGGUGUCAGACACGGUGGUGGAGCCCUACAACGCCACGCUCUCCGUCCACCAACUAGUGGAGAACACGGACGAGACCUUCUGCAUCGACAACGAGGCCCUCUACGACAUCUGCUUCCGCACCCUCAGACUCCCUACCCCCACCUACGGGGACCUCAACCACCUGGUCUCUGUCACCAUGAGUGGCGUCACCACCUGCCUCCGCUUCCCCGGCCAGCUCAACGCCGACCUGCGCAAGCUGGCCGUCAACAUGGUCCCCUUCCCCCGGCUCCACUUCUUCAUGCCGGGCUUCGCCCCUCUCACCAGCCGCGGCAGCCAGCAGUACCGUGCCCUGACGGUGGCCGAGCUGACCCAGCAGAUGUUCGACGCCAAGAACAUGAUGGCGGCCUGCGACCCCCGCCACGGCCGCUACCUGACCGUGGCGGCCAUCUUCCGCGGCCACAUGUCCAUGCGGGAAGUCGAUGAGCAGAUGCUUAACGUCCAGAACAAGAACAACGUCUUCUUUUCCGACUGGAUCCCCCACAACGUCAAGACGGCCGUCUGCGACAUCCCGCCCCGCGGCCUCAAGAUGUCCGCCACCUUCAUCGGCAACUCCACCGCCAUCCAGGAGCUCUUCAAGCGCAUCUCCGAGCAGUUCACCGCCAUGUUCCGACGCAAGGCUUUCCUGCACUGGUACAUGGCUGAGGGGAUGGACGAGAUGGAGUUCACAGAGGCCGAGAGCAACAUGAAUGACCUGAUUGCUGAGUACCAGCAAUACCAGGAUGCCACCGCCGAGGAGGAUGGAGAGUUUGAGGAGGAGGAUGAUGAUGAGGAGCUGACCAGGGAAGCAGUGUAGAAGAUUCCACUGCCAGUAAGUCAUCUUUCCUGCAUUCCCAAAGCCAGGGACGCCACCCCCCCCCCCCACAAACAACAAUCAAAGCACUCUCUCUUGUUCCUUCAGCAGGGUUCGAGAGAGAAACAGAGAAGUGGCUAAACAAGUCCCACCCCCAUUGAAAAAUCGAAAAGGGGGAAGGGGAAGCCGCAUGAGUUCCCUGGUGCCUACGUCACUGCAGAAAUCUUUCAUCCCUAUUGCGCUCCCUUUAAUAUCUCCUACUUCCCCACCCCCAUGGUGAGCUUGCCUUGUUUUGAGAGCGUGUGCGUGUAAACACGGUAUCUCUGUCACUUCAUGGAAGGUGGGGUGAUUAAAAUAUUUG
This is a messenger RNA of Mobula hypostoma (lesser devil ray), 2012 nucleotides long. Its product is annotated as tubulin beta-4B chain-like. Gene Ontology annotation, biological process: mitotic cell cycle; microtubule cytoskeleton organization. Gene Ontology annotation, cellular component: microtubule; cytoplasm. The record is from RefSeq and is a predicted model, not a curated record. NCBI's taxonomy places the organism in Eukaryota, Metazoa, Chordata, Chondrichthyes, Myliobatiformes, Myliobatidae. The coding region runs from base 302 to 1654 and encodes 450 amino acids. Gene Ontology annotation, molecular function: GTPase activity; structural constituent of cytoskeleton; GTP binding. The transcript is spliced from 4 exons.